AUGGCACAAACCAGCAGCAACUCCUCCUUCGUCCUCAACAAACCCUACGAAGUGUCAUUCGAAGAACGCCCUAAACCCACAGUCCAAACCCCCCACGACGUCCUGAUCGCAGUAAACUACACUGGCAUCUGUGGCAGUGAUGUGCACUACUGGGCCGAAGGCGGUAUCGGGGAAUUUAUCCUCAAAAAACCCAUGGUCCUAGGCCACGAAUCCGCUGGCACAAUAAUCUCUGUUGGGGAAUCCGUAAAGUCCCUCAAAGUAGGCGACCGCGUAGCCAUGGAACCCGGUUACCCCUGCCGACACUGCACGCCGUGUCUGUCCGGCCAUUAUAAUCUGUGCCCGGAAAUGCACUUCGCUGCCACGCCGCCGUUUGACGGCACUCUGGCAGGGUUCUAUACCCUGCCAGAGGACUUCUGCUACAAGCUGCCAGAAAGCGUGUCGUUGCAAGAAGGCGCGCUGGUUGAGCCUCUCGCGGUCGCGGUGCAUAUCGUAAAGCAGGCCGAAGUCAAGCCUGGGCUGAGCGUGGUGGUUAUGGGUGCAGGGCCGGUGGGACUGCUGUGUUGUGCUGUUGCGAAAGCGUAUGGAGCGUCGAAGGUUGUGAGUGUUGAUAUUCAGCCGUCGAGACUUGAGUUUGCUGCUGGGUUUGCUGCCACGCAUACUUUUACACCAGCACGCGUGUCUGCGGAGGAAAAUGCUGCGCGCUUGCUGAAGGAAGUUGGGAUUGCGGAUGGUGCCGAUGUGGUGAUUGAUGCUUCGGGUGCGGAGCCAUCCAUUCAAACCUCGAUCCACGUCGUGCGGAGAGGAGGCGUGUAUGUGCAAGGCGGGAUGGGGAAACCUGAUAUUACGUUCCCGAUCAUGGCACUGUGCACAAAGGAGGUGACGGCUAAGGGUAGCUUCAGGUAUGGGAGUGGAGACUAUAAGCUUGCAGUUGAGCUUGUAGCGUCAGGGAAGGUGGAUGUAAAGAAGUUGAUCACGGGAACGGUCAAGUUUGAGGAUGCAGAGCAGGCGUUUAAAGAUGUAAAGGCUGGUAAGGGAAUUAAGUGUUUGAUUGCGGGGCCGAAUGAAAAGCUGUGA
Molecule: messenger RNA, 1074 nt
Organism: Lachnellula hyalina
Lineage: Eukaryota; Fungi; Ascomycota; Leotiomycetes; Helotiales; Lachnaceae
Product: putative D-xylulose reductase A
Exons: 2
Coding region: 1-1074 (357 amino acids)
Biological process (GO): D-sorbitol catabolic process
Molecular function (GO): L-iditol 2-dehydrogenase (NAD+) activity; zinc ion binding
Source: RefSeq, a predicted model, not a curated record